GAGCUCCACAUUUCUGGAUAACAGGAUCGGGAUCUCUGGAGCGACGGAGACUACUCAGCGCAGUCCGCUCUGAGUAACGACUGCAGCAGACCCGCUACAGCCUGCUCCAAUAAGCGCAUGAAGUAAAACCAUCCCCGACAACAUGCAUCUCUAAAAGCUUCAGCGGGCCAUCUUUUGUCUAGCCUGAGGGGGGGAAAGUCUGCAAGCCCACUUUCCUUGCUCCACUGAGGUGAACUGAGCGUCAAAAGACCCUUUUCUUUUUCGGCUACACUGUUUUUUCCUUUCCCCCCCUCUUCCGCUUCUCGCAGUCCAUUGCUCGAUAUUAUUGGACGAUUUUCUUUUCUCUUAAGCACCACGGUUUCCCCAGAGUCUACCUGCUUUUCCAGCACCCAUGAAUUCAGAUAAAAAUGUGUAUCUUGGAAAAGACAAAGGCAUCAUGCGGAAGAGAGCCUUGCUCCUUCGGAAGGGUUGCAGCUUCGAGAUUUCCAGCUCUGCCUCAGAGGACUUGGGCUGCAGGCGUGGAGACUUCAGCAGGAAACACUAUGGUUCAGUUGAGCUGCUGAUAUCCAGUGAUGCAGAUGGGGCCAUUCAGAGGGCAGGGCGCUUCAGGGUGGAGAAUGGCUCAUCAGAUGAGACUUCGGACUACACUCCAGGAACCUGGAGGAGAACCGAUGUCCAUCUGGAGAAUCCAGAGUACCACACCAGAUGGUUCUUUAAAUACUUCUUGGGAAAAGUCCACCAGAAUUAUGUGGGCACAGAUGCAGAGAAGAAUCCCUUCUAUCUAUCAGUCGUCCUCUCAGACCAGAACAACCAACGUGUUCCUCAGUAUCGAGCCAUCCUCUGGAGAAAGACGGGCACCCUGAAGAUCUGCCUCCCCUACAGCCCAACAAAAACACUAUCAGUCAAGUCCAUCCUAAGUGCAAUGAACAUGGACAGGUUUGAGAAAGGCCCCAGGGAGAUCCUCAACCCAGAGAUUCAGAAGGACCUGUUGGUGUUGGAGGAACAGGAGGGUUCUGUCAACUUUAAGUUUGGUGUGCUGUACGCCAAAGAUGGACAGCUCACUGAUGACGAGAUGUUUAGUAAUGAGACGGGGAGUGAGAACUUUGACAAGUUUCUCAGUCUGCUGGGUGAUACCAUUACACUGCAGGGAUGGGCAGGUUACCGAGGAGGGCUAGACACCAAGAAUGACACUACAGGAAUUAAAUCCAUCUACACAGUGUAUCAAGGCCAUGAGCUCAUGUUCCACGUCUCCACCAUGUUGCCCUACUCUAAAGAGAACAAACAGCAGGUGGAGAGAAAGAGACACAUUGGAAAUGACAUUGUUACCAUAGUAUUCCAGGAAGGCGAUGAUGCGUCAUCAUCCUUCAAGCCGUCUAUGAUCCGAUCACACUUCACCCAUAUUUUUGCAUUAGUUAGGUACAAUAGCCAGACUGACAGUUACAGGUUAAAGAUUUUCUCAGAGGAAAGCGUUCCACUGUUUGGACCCCCGCUCCCAUCUCCACCUGUGUUUACUGAUCACCAAGAAUUCAGGGACUUUUUAUUAGUCAAAUUAAUCAAUGGAGAGAAAGCCACACUGGAGACACCAACGUUUGCCCAGAAGCGUCAGCGGACCCUCGACAUGCUGAUCCGCUCGCUGUAUCAAGACCUCAUGCCUGACCUGCACAAGGUUCCCUUUUCUCCCCAGAACAUGUUAAACAGACGGUCCUUCAGCGAUGUGCUGCCUGAGUCUCCAAAGUCAGCACGCAAGAAGGAGGAAGCACGGCAGGCUGAAUUUGUCAGAAUAGGGCAGGCCCUCAAGCUGAAGACCAUAGUGAGAGGAGAUGCCCCGACUAGUCUUGUUACCACAGGCUUGUGCAGGAAAGAGCCAUGGGAGUCCCAGCUGUUCUGCAGCACGUUCCCCUAUGAUAUCGUGUGCGCUGACUCCUGGGGUCAGUCUGUUCUGGUUGCUACUGACGCAGCAGGGGUCAUGCUGCUUGAUGGCCCUGAUCCAGCAGUGUUAGGCAAUGAGACACAGACCCUUCCCCCAGUGCAAGUGUUUGACAGAACCAUGGUGGUGAAGCAGAUGCACGUUCUUGAGCCUCAGGACCUGCUUAUCACCCGCACUGACAAAGGGAAGGAUGCUCGGCUUUAUGUGUUCAGACUCAGCACGAUCAAGAAAGGCCUGGAGGAGAGGCAGCUCGUCAGGGGCAAGUGUGACAGCCGGGAAAAUAAACUGGAGAAGACGAAAGGUUGUCAUUUGUACUCUAUUAACACCCACCAUGGCUCAGAGCUGAGGAUAGUAGCAGCCAUCAGGAACAAACUCCUCCUCAUCACCAGGAAACAUCCGCGUUUCAGCGCCGUCGCCACGGGAGCAGAUUCUCCUGUGGAAGAGUUUCAGUACAUACGGGAGAUCUGUCUGUGUGACCCACCGGUGGUGAUGGCUCUAGUGGACGGUCCAACUGGGGAAAAUGAUAAUAUGAUUUGUGUGGCCUACAAACAUCAAUUUGACCUGAUCAAUGAGAGCACUGGAGAUGCCUACCGGCUUCAUCACGCAGAGGCCAACAGGGUAAAUUUUGUAGCAGCCAUUGAUGUGUAUGAAGACGGGGAGGCAGGUCUGCUGUUGUGUUACAACUAUAUUUGCUACUAUAAGAAAGUUUGUCCGUUUAACGGCUCCACACCGAUGAUCCAGUCCAACACCUCGGAUUUCCACUUCAGCUGGAACCAGAUGCCCAAUGCUAUUGUUUGUGCAUUUCCUUACAUCCUGGCCUUUACCACGGACUCCAUUGAGAUUCGACUAGUGGUCAAUGGCAAUCUUGUGUACACAGCAGUGGUCCCGGAGCUGCAGCUGGCUGCUUCACGGUCAGACAUCUAUUUCGUUUCAUCGGCUCCGGUGAGCUCAGCCUCCAACUGCAGCUCGAGAGACACCAGUUCCCAGAGUUCCCCACAGACGCCCACCGGCUAUGAGAUGCCCAUGUUCCCUUCGCCGCUCGGUGAUGAUUCUAUACGGAUCCCCUAUGGUACCAAGCUUUCCCUGUACAUGUCUAAGGAUGCUGAAGGCGAAGCAGCAUGCAAGCAUAUCUUUAAGAUCCCUCUGUGUAACUUGGUGGGCCGCAGCAUUGAAAGACCCCUGAAGUCCCCCCUCGUCAACAAGGUGCUGACGACACCGGCCCCCGUCAUGGUGCCCCCUGCUCCCCUCAUCUCUGCAACACAUUCGCUUUCCUUAUCACGCAUGGAGAUCAAAGAAAUAGCCAGUCGCACACGGAAGGAGUUGCUCGGCUUGACAGAGGAACCAAGUGGGAAAUCAGACGGGGGAUCGGUCAAACAGAGAAAGAUGAGCAAAAAGAACACUGAGGAGGAGCCCAAAGUACGAGCGCUGACAUCAACGAACAGUGACAGGCUAGCCUCAGAGUCCAGCGACGCAGAUCAGGAUGUCCAGCUGCACUGUUCGUCCAGUUCGGAGGCCGAGCCAGAGAAGGUGGUGCUGCAGGCAGAGAGCCCGCCUCUCACCAGCGCGUUCUCCCUCUCCACGUCCUUUGAAGAAGAUGUCUUGGACCUAAAGUGAAGACGAACCCAUUGUGCACUUCUCUGCCCACCAACUUCUGUACUGUCGCCUUUCCUCUGUUGUUUUGGUUGGUUUCUGUUUUGUUGAGCUCUGUCGCCUUGUCGCUUUUUCUUUAUACCCUGGGAUUCUGGGUCUCCCCGUUCAUUGGACAAGAUGGUUGGAGUGGGAGUUGGAAGACGUGUGUGUGUGUGUGUGUGUGUGUGUGUGUGUGUGUGUGUGUGUGUGUGUGUGUGUGUGUGUGUGUGUGUGUGUUUUCGUGAGCAGUCCCUCAGCUGCUGUGUGUUGGGUGUUUGUGUUGCCCCACAGCAGAUAACCCAAAGAGGUUGCGUACGAUGCCGUGGUGUAUUCAGACUUCUGCAAGAGCUUUGAGAUAACGGUUUGAUCCUAAACCACAAACUGAAUGUAAAUCUGUGCACCAAGGCAUGAGAAAACUCUCUGCAUUCUCAAUUCCCUCUUACGUCGCAAGAGCUUAUGUGUUGUGUGUUAUGUGAUUAUUUCCAAUCCACUUUCAAAUAUUGUAUGAUAUGAAUAUGUGUACAUCUGUUUAUACAUGAAAGUGCACACAUGCAGGCAUAUAUGCCUGCCUGGCCUGUGAUGCAUAUUUAUAGAUAUAUUAUAAAAAUCAAUUUUAUUCCCAUAUUUAGUAAAAGUAUGAUUCUUUUUAUGCUCUCUGCACAUUUUAGUCCUUAUUGUUCUCCUUACCCAUGGUAUACAGAUAGACAGACCUGGAGGCAAAAGGUCCCCCAAGUGCCAUUUGCCACCGUCCUCCAUUAAAGUAGAUGUCUAACAGCCACCGUAAUCUGGUGUCUGACAGUAGCAGCCAUGAUUGUAGUCCAUGUUCGAUUACAAUGGUGACCAACAACUCCAAUCAGCUUGGAUGAAUUCCCUUCCUGGAGGCACGAUCUCAAAGGCACAAAACGUUUCUAUCUGACCUUAAAUUUGCAUGACUUGCCUUGGCUACUGUGCAAGUGUUGUGUCUUCUGCACCAAAAAAGAGAAACCACAACCUGAGACCAGAGAAAGUAGAAGUGCAUCUUUUAAGACGAUGGAUAGAGCAAGGAUGAUGGAAAGAUAACAAAACCAAAAGUGGGAAUGUAUGUGUGGAAUGUACAGCAGAAUAAUUUGUUUAAUAUCAGAAAAGGUUUACUUUGCUGAGUAAAAUUUACUUAGUUAAAAGGUAGUUGUAUCUUUAGCAAAAUAAAACUUUUUUCUAGACUAAAACUAAAGCCCAAACUUAUAGACUUAAAAAGAACAAACGCAUAAUUGAUUUAAAGAAUGCUAAAUUAUUAAUUAACUGUCCGUGAACAUCAAUUAAUCAGAAAACAUAACCCUAUUAGGGAUUCGGCUCUUAAUAGCGCUAGCUGCUGUUUAAAUCACUGGUUCUCAUUUUGAACUUCAAGACCCAGAAGGCCCUGCUGACUUUCACCCUGAGGUCCAGAGAUAGACUGAAUUACAGCCGGGACAC
This is a messenger RNA of Archocentrus centrarchus (flier cichlid), 5005 nucleotides long. It is a transcript of the gene garnl3, whose product is annotated as GTPase activating Rap/RanGAP domain like 3. The transcript has 31 exons. The record is from RefSeq and is a predicted model, not a curated record. Gene Ontology annotation, biological process: regulation of small GTPase mediated signal transduction. The coding region runs from base 392 to 3541 and encodes 1049 amino acids. Gene Ontology annotation, molecular function: GTPase activator activity. Lineage: Eukaryota; Metazoa; Chordata; Actinopteri; Cichliformes; Cichlidae.